Molecule: messenger RNA, 2132 nt
Organism: Hypanus sabinus (Atlantic stingray)
Lineage: Eukaryota; Metazoa; Chordata; Chondrichthyes; Myliobatiformes; Dasyatidae
Product: ras-like protein family member 11A
Exons: 4
Coding region: 209-931 (240 amino acids)
Molecular function (GO): GTPase activity; GTP binding
Source: RefSeq, a predicted model, not a curated record
AUUCGGUGUAUUUACGUUCGGGUGUUCGUCAGAGCGACUCCAUUGGUUUAUGGAAGCUGUGGGAGGCCGCUCAGCCACAAGACUCAAUAUAUGAAGUAGCGGCACAUCUAUCUGUCUGCAGAUUUUUCUCCAGAAGACUUUCCGUCUUUGUUUAGUCGUGUCGGCUGCGUGAACUUUCAUCGGGUCGAUUUCCCACCGGAGAGGACUGAUGCGUUUCCAUAAUAUGUCGACUAACUUAUUAUUGGUCCCAAUACCGGAAUCAGGCGACAAUGUAACGACCAGGGACACCAAGAUCGCGGUUUUGGGAUCGAGCACUGUUGGGAAAACAGCCUUGAUCGUUCGGUUUUUAACCAAGAGGUUUAUUGGUGAUUAUGAAUCAAACACAGGAAAUCUUUAUUCAAGAUUGGUUCUAAUUGAAGGGGAACAGCUUUCACUACAAGUCCAAGACACACCUUGUAUCCAGGUUCAAGGAGAAUGUGCACAUUUUCCUGAAUUGGUCUCCAGAUGUAUUCACUGGGCAGAGGGCUUCAUCUUGGUAUAUUCAAUAACAGACUACAGCAGCUACAAACUGAUUCGACCCUUGUAUCAGCAUAUUCGCAAAAUGCACCCUGAUACCAAAGUUCCUGUGAUCAUUGUUGCUAACAAGAGUGAUUUACUUCACGCCAGACAAGUCCAGACCAAUGAUGGAAUCCAAUUAGCAAAUGAACUUGGUACAACAUUCUUAGAAAUCUCCACCCGAGAAAACUAUGGGGAUGUAUAUGAUGUUUUUCAACAUAUUCACAGAGAAGUUAGCAAGCUACAUAUGAACAAUAAUGUAGAAAAAAGAAGAGGAUCGAUUAUUCCACGACCAAAGUCCCCAAACAUGCAAGACUUAAAACGACGCUUCAAACAGGCUUUGUCAUCCAAAGUAAAAUCUAGUGCUACUUUAUGAAAUUGAUUUUGAAAUUAUUUAAUUCUGUAGAUAACAAACAGAACUGAUUUAUAUGUUUAGUGUUUGUUAGCGGUGCCUCACUUAUCCAGAAAGAUUACAAAAAUGUCUUUAAUAGAUGUUUGGGUAUGUCGAUUUGUGUGGCAAUGAAUAUUGAGCAGGGUUCAGUCGUACUUCCUACGUAUGACAAUUUUCUUGUCAAUUAUGGCCAUUUUUUAAAUGUCCUGUUGAAAAAAUUUCAUUGCAUAGUUGUCAAUUUAAUCUUGAAGCAAAUUAUAAAAUCAGAAGGAACUUCUGCAAAAAAUGCAGAGGUGGACUUUGGUGAACAACAAAGUCAACGUGAAGAUUAAUAGCAGACAAGGACUGCAGAAGUGUGGAGUGUAAUUAAAUCUGGUUAUUCAGAGACUCUUUGACAGGCACAAAGAGGCAGCAUUAUGAGCUAGUCACUGGGAUUCUAAAACUUGUGAAUUUGGUUUGAUUAUCAACUCUAGUUUGAAAUAUUAUGUCGAUCAUGCUUCGUGAAUUUGUAAUCCCGGCAGUCUAAUUACUGGAAAGAGUACUUUUUAAUGUAUUUUGUAUCAACAAUAAUUAGUUAUUCUUGUGAACAAACAAAUGUGACUAUUUCUACAUUCAUAUAAAUUGUUUAUAUGGUUUCCAGAGUUAUUCUUGUACUUUUAGUAAGUAAAUUGGCAUUUCCAGAAUCCACAAGGGCUACUGUUAUUUUUUUUGUCUGAAGAGAAUAAAGUUUCCAUUUUAUAUUUCAUUUAGUUACAAGACCAAAGAAAGUACAUUGAGUUCCUGUGCAUUUCCAGUAAUUUAUUUAGAGCCCUAAAGCAUGGAAGCAGCCCUUUGGCCCAUCUAUUAAGUACUCAUCUAUACUAGGAAUCAGCUUGUAGCAUUCUAUACCAUGGCAUCUCAAGAGCUCCCCUGAAUAUUUUGACCACCCCAUCAGUUCCUGAUUUCAAUCAUCUUCUUGGUUGGAAAAGUUCUUCUUCAAAUCUCUUUGAAUCAGCUAUCCCUUAUCCUAAACCUAUGCUCUUUGGUCAUAGAUGUCUCUGUUAAGGGAUGUGAAAUUCAGGACUGCAGCACUAUUCUGCAUUCUGUUUUUGUUCUCAUUUGUACUACCUCAAUGAUGUGAUGAAAUGAUCAGUAUGGAUGGCAUGAAAAGCAAUGUUUUUACUGUAUCUUGGAACAUGUGACUAAA